AUUUGGCCUUGGUUGAAACUGACUUGAGUCAGCAUUGUUUGGUUUGUACGACACAAGUUGCAGAGUCUCAGUCCAGUUCUUAGGACAGGUGUCCAUGUUGCAAAAACAAUCACACGUGAGGGGUUGGCGGGGAUCUCUGCAGAGGGGCCAACAUUUCUUAGAUCUUAAGGCCAGAAAGGAUUGCAAGUCUGACCUUCUGUGUAACACAGUCCAUAGGACAAAGAGUCUUUGGUGAAAUACCAUCUUGCUCUGGAACUGUUCUCUUCAGCAUAGAUCUGAGGCGCACACAUGGAUGGGGUGGCUCAGGGUAUCUGAUGCCAUCUGUGCUUUGUGGAUACAGAGACCUUCUGGCUUCCUGGGCUGUCUUCAGCAUUAUGGAAUUUCCCUUCAUGAAGAAAUAUGCACUGAAAACAUUGAUUUGCCUCUUGUCCUUUUAAUGAUGCUUAGUGAUCAGAGCUCAGUUGUUUAAAACAACUAUCUUUGAGCAAUGCUAGGAAAUGGCACUGGGGAAUGUUGAUGCGUUGGAUACAUGUGAACAACAACUCCAUGUUGAAGCAGCAGAACUUGAUCUCUGCGACCCACUUGGAUACGCAGGAGAAGGAAGCAGUUGUCCCUGAGAGAGCAGAAGAAGCAAAACUAAAGGCCAAAUAUCCUAAUUUAGGACAGAAGCCAGGAGGGUCAGACUUCCUAAUGAAAAGACUGCAGAAAGGGCAAAAGUAUUUUGACUCGGGUGACUACAAUAUGGCCAAGGCAAAGAUGAAGAACAAGCAGUUGCCAACCACCGGGCCUGACAAUAACUUGGUGACAGGAGACCAUAUCCCGACACCACAAGAUCUUCCACCGAGAAAGUCAUCACUUGUAACCAGCAAGCUGGCAGGGCCUGAAAAUCAUGAUUCAGUGAAUGCAGCCUGUGGAAUGCAAGAUCACAACUGAUAAUGCAUGUCAAAUAUGGUCUUUGUGUGGCAUAGAAAAUACAGCAUUUCACCUAGGACACAGGAUCGAACUGCGUUUAUAAUCUUGAGGAAUAUUUUAGCAGCGAUGCAUUAGUGUGUUGGGUUAAAAGGUGUUUCACUGGAAUGAUAAUUUUAAGAUUUCAGCAUGAAGCUUGCUGUGCUGAAAGCAAACAUGAAUCUCGGUUUUAAGUCCAGAAUUUAAAGAUUUGGGUUUGUUUGUUUUUUGGGGACAGGGGAGGGAAUCUGUUUAAUCAGUUCAUUCUGUAGGAUACCAUAUCAAGGUCAAGAAAACCCAAUGAAAGGUAACCCAAUGAAAGGAAACUCCACAACUGAUGUAGCUUUCUCUACAUACAUUCUCUGCUAUGCCUUACUUGGUCAUUUUUAGUCCCUAAAGUAAUUCAUACAAAAGUCUGUUUCAAUUGACUGUGUUUUGCUGCUGAUGAUUCCAAAUGGAAAACAUGAUAUUGUAUCUAGCUAAUCAGGGUAUUUCUAAGAGUCAUGCUUCAAAAAAGAAGUAAAAAGCCAAGCCUGACGAAUCGUACAAAUCACCAUUCAUGUUUCUGAGAUUGUAAGGAACCAUUUUUUUUUCUUUUCAUAGAGACUGGUCAAUAAAAAAUCAGUUUCAGCAGAGUGAAAAGGAGACAGGGUUUGGUGGGGAGUAGGGAAUUCCUUCUUUGUAAAUGUGUAACUUCAUUCUUCAGUCUCUGUCUCCUCAUGCCUUUUCUCCAGGUUCCAGUCUGAGAAGGUUGGGGGAAAAGCUACUGGUUUCUUGUAUAAUCGCCUCAAAUGUCUUGCUCUUUGUCCCAGCCACAUUGUAAAUAGAUAUGAAUCAUAUAUAUAAAAAUAUAUAUAAUUUUUUACAUCAUCUUCAUCUCUAUCUUCUGUUGUUCUAUGCUUUUUUCUUAAAACAAACCAAACAAAAAAACCCUGCUCUUGCACUACUGAAUACUGGUCAGCUGUUGGCUACACCUUCAUGGUGUUGAUCUCAGUGACAUCUGAUUCACCGGGAGAACAGAGAGGAAUUCACAUGUCGAACCAUUCCCCCCACUCCCUCCAGGAUUCAGGAACUACCAAGUGUAUUUAUAUAGAAAGGAGGAAGAAAUUACCUUCAAAAUACUGAGUGAGAAAUAUCAGGAGAGAUCAUUAUUUUAAAAAAUAAACUUGUCUGAAACACA
This is a messenger RNA of Gopherus evgoodei (Goodes thornscrub tortoise), 2128 nucleotides long. It is a transcript of the gene ENSA, whose product is annotated as endosulfine alpha. Gene Ontology annotation, cellular component: cytoplasm. Gene Ontology annotation, molecular function: protein phosphatase inhibitor activity. The coding region runs from base 511 to 933 and encodes 140 amino acids. The transcript is spliced from 4 exons. The record is from RefSeq and is a predicted model, not a curated record. Lineage: Eukaryota; Metazoa; Chordata; Testudines; Testudinidae.